AUGCUUCAUGGCCUUGAGCGGACAGAUGUUCGUUUGAGGAUUCCUGCGAACAUUAAGAAACAUUAUGAAGCUCCCCGGAUUGUAAACAUCUUGAGUCACGGAAACUACCCUGUAAUAUCGCCAGUCAACUUUCCUUCCAUUCUGCCAUGGUCACGGGCUGUCAUCUCUCCUCCGACCUUAACGAGGUUCUGGUAUCGACGAGCUUAUCAUGUUUUCAACGUCUUUAAGGGAGCAGAACGGUUAAAAGCGUCAUUUUUCGUUGAUUUCGACCCUUUUUCUUACAUAUCUGGCCAAGAUUCCAUUCAAUCCAAAAAUAACUCAAUUAAGUUACAGUCCUUAAUUCAAUAAUUAUUUAGCAACUUUUCAACGAUUUUCGGAUGUUACCAUACUUCCAUUGUAAUAAAAGGAUCUCUUGGCCACUUCUGUUCUUCUGGCAGGCAGAUGCAAGAGACUACUCUGGCGGCUUAAACGAGCACAAAUGUUCUUGUUAAAAAGUAGUUCUUAAUAUACUGAGGGCACAGGCCAUGUAUACAUUUCCUUACAAGUUUUAGGAUGUGCUCAUCGCGUCUGGACCUAAGACUUAGCCAUUUCAAAACCUUCAUCCCAGUGUCACCACUAGGUGUUUUAAUUACAAUUCUUCCAACGCGCUUCUGCAGAGUUUCUAGAAUUCCACUAUUUACUUCCCCACAGCACCCCCAGACCCCAGCGAAGUACUCUAAAAGCGGUCUAAUCAUAGAUUAAAAAAUGGCAUUAGCACUAUGUGUUGUGAUAUAACGGCAAACACGUCCUAACAGACCGACCCGCCUGCCAGCUUUAGACACAAUUGCUUUAACAUGUUCGUUCCAACUGAGGUGUUCAUCAAAGAUGACACCCAGGUACCUAAGCUCAGUAACACGCUUUAUAGCAGACCCAUUGCUUUAUAGCAGACCCUGUUAGUGUUUACAGGACGAAAAGGAAGUCUCUUUCGUUAGAACAAUGCCUUUUUUUUUUCCUUUUGUCAUUUCCCUUUUUCCGUUUUGUCAUUUCGCUUUUAUUAGCCUAGAACUAUGAUAAAUACGACUACCCAAUAUAUUUUAAGAUUUAUUGUAGCUCUGCCAUUGAUUUUCCCAUGUGUAAUUAUGAUAAUAUUUUGUUCUAAUUAUUUAACUGAGGGAGCCCAUUCCUUAUAAGCCCGGUGGCUUCUCUUGGGCUUCCUCGCCAUGAGAGUUUAAAUAAUUAGAUUUUUCUUUUUUGCUUUGUACGACUUAUGGCAAACAAAACAAUAAACAAAUAAAUCUCUUGCCGUGUCACAUGCUUUAUGGCCUUGAGCGGACAGGUGUUCGUUUGAGGAUUCCUGCGAACACCAAGAAACAUUAUGAAGCUCCCCAGAUUGUAAACAUCUUGAAUCACGGAAACAACCCUGUAAUAUCGCCAGUCAGCUCUCCUUCCUUUAUCGCCUUAAUGUCAUUCUGCCAUGGUCACGGGCUGUCAUCUCUCCUCCGACCCUAACGAGGUUCUGGUAUCGACGAGCUUAUCAUGUUUUCAACGGCUUUAAGGGGGCAGUACGGAUAAAAGCGUUAUUUUUCGUUGAUUUCGACCCUUUCUGUUAAAUAUCUAGCCAAGAUUUCAUUCAAUCCAAAAAUGACUCAAUUAAGAUACAGUCCCUAAUUCAAUAAUUAUUUAUCAACUUUUCAAUGAUUUUCGGUUGUUUUUAAUGUAUAAAAUUUAGGGAGGGAGUAGCCUGCGUAGCUGGCGGUAUUGUCUCGGUGCACCAUUUAAGUUUUGGCGGCGGAGCCGUGGUCCAAAAAAUUGAGUGGGGACGAGGUGUUUAAAUUUCUCCCGGCUUACGCCGUGUAGCGGCGAAUAAAUUAUUGGAUUUGGGGGUUGUUUAAAAUUAAAAUUAAUCAAUCAAAUCAAUCAAUCAACUUUAUUUAAACACGGUAAAUGGCUCAGCAAGCUUGUUUUCAGACAUGCCGUGUGAUAAUUACAAUUUAUAAAAAUUAAGACUAGUGAUUAACUAACAAUACAAUAUAACAGCAAGAAAUGAGAAUUAGAAAUAAGAUAAAAACAUAAUAAAAGUUAUAUCCCAAGAUAUGGCGAGUUUAAAGCUAGUAAGAUCCCCCAUCUCACGUGUUUCAUUUGACAGUUGGUUCCAAGCCAUUGCACCCCGAUAUAUGAAGUAUGAAAUAUAUAUAUAUAUAUAUAUAUAUGUAUGAAAUAUGAAGAGAAUAAUUUGAAGAUAAUUACCAGAUAGUCCACCACCACAACAAGGUGCCUCUGAUCCCAUCAGCCGACUAACUGCACUGGUUUAUGUGUAUACCUUUUCAACCCUAAUUUGUUUUCCUCCCAAAUCAACAUCAUUUCACCCAAAAAAACAACUGUAAUGCCCCCUUAACUUCGCUAUUCUUGAAAUUGUAAAUCAAGGUCCCUCUUUCCUACACCACGUUUGGUUCUUUAUUUAUUUUGUUUUUCAGAAGAAGGCAAGGACACCACUGGGCACUGGACACCCCGUUAAAGAAAGCAGAUAACAACUAAGACCCUCGAGGCGGGAAGGCCCUUAAAUUAAGGAUACAUUCUUUUCAUGCAAAGCUGCCAUAACUAUGCUGACUAAGGGGACAAAAUGCAGUACACAAUACAUGUAUAUGGAGCUGAGUAAAUACGAUUGCUCGUUCGUUAGUGUUCCAUAUAUCAUCUCUCCUCUCAUUUUUUGUGAUACCUGACACCCAUUAAUUUUCACUUGUUAAAUAACAUAUAUUGAAACCUCUACAAAGCGGACACAUUGGGGACCUUCUCAAGUGUUCGCUUAAUAGAGGGUGUCCGCUUAAUUGAGGUUUGUAAAAAUAGCGCAAUGUUUGUUAAACAUUAACAUUCAACGGUUACUCUGUACUGUGAUAAAGUUCCAUGUUGUUAAGGGAACUAAGGAAGCUGUGCCGUACUUUGCGCAAGACUUUUAGGUUAACUCUGAUCGCGGAUGAUAUCGGUCUUUUGACAGCUAAAUGUACUGAUUUAUCUUUACAUGUAUUAAUCGACUACAGUACGUAUUUCAAGGAAAUGUCAAUUCAGUCCGGUGUCCGCUUAAUAGAGGUUUUAAACAAUAGAAAUUAGCCAAAUACAACUUAUUUUAGUGUCCGCGUCCGCUUAAUAGAGGUGUCAGCUGAAUAGGGGUUCGUUAUAAAGGAAAAUAUAAGAUGUUAAUUUCGGGACCCGGCUUAGUGUCCGCUUAAUAGAGGGUGUCCCUUUCAUUGGGGGUCCGCUUCAUAGAGGUUUAACUGAAUUCACUUGUCAGGUUUUGAGGACGUUUUGUGUUGCUCAGACUUUCUAAGGGAGCAAGUUAUAUACAAAAUGGCCCAUCCUAUUACAAUAGUCACACUUCAAACUAAGAGGGCUUGAAGAACGUGCCUUUUCGCCACAGCUGUUUUCUCCCAUGAGAGUCUCCUUGAAUACUUUUGCAGCUAUGUCCAAGACCAUCACCCAAAAGGCGCACAAACAACCUGAUCAGUAGUACUUGUUAUACAGACUCGAUACUUCUUGCUUUUUGA
Molecule: messenger RNA, 3518 nt
Organism: Porites evermanni
Lineage: Eukaryota; Metazoa; Cnidaria; Anthozoa; Scleractinia; Poritidae
Source: the annotation of a GenBank genome assembly